Molecule: messenger RNA, 4819 nt
Organism: Pomacea canaliculata
Lineage: Eukaryota; Metazoa; Mollusca; Gastropoda; Architaenioglossa; Ampullariidae
Exons: 10
Coding region: 144-2405 (753 amino acids)
Biological process (GO): regulation of gene expression
Cellular component (GO): nucleus
Molecular function (GO): protein binding
Source: RefSeq, a predicted model, not a curated record
GUAUAUUUGCUACUGGGCGCCGCGGGGAAUCCCCUAAAAUUUCCAAGCUUGGUUACAGCUCACUGCACCCGGCAAGGAUUACUGUCGAAUGUAGGGAGUCCGGCUGAAAUCCUGGACAGACGGGCGAUGUAACUCGCCCCAAAAUGGCAGUUUCCACAUUAUCUUUUAUUCAGCAAGAACAUGAUUCCUUAUGCUUGAAGAAAAAAAUGCACCACAGUCCACUACUCGACACAGAUGUACAGGAAGAUGGCUACAAUUGCUAUGAUCUCAUUACAGCUUGUGAAAGUAUCGGAGAUCAUCAGCCUCAUUUUCAAAAAUACCCAUUGGAAGACAUUUUGGACAAGAUUACUAAUGAAAUUCAUCAGCUGCAGGUUACCGACAAGGAGCUAGAUGAGAAAGGUGGGGGAUAUAAAAGACCUAUAAACAAUGGAAAAGGUUUGGAUGCUGUUGACGGUCCCACAAAGAGACCUUAUCAGAAAAGAGCCAACCAUUCAUUACGUGACAACUCAAUAACAAUUGGAAACAACCACUCACUUGGAGUGCCACAGAAUGUCUGUUAUUCAAGCCCCCUUUCAGAGGCAUAUGCUAGUCACCCAGGUGGCAGUGAAAAGUUUAUGCCGCUUAACCCACCCAGCUACCCUUCAGGUCACCUGAGUCCACUGUGUUUUCCACCCAACGAUGGGAAGUCUCAAAAUGCUAGUUUCCAAAGUAGUAGUAGGCACUCCUCCUUUUCUCGCACAGUAUCUGUUUCAUCUGUGGCCAGCAGCAGCAGCAGCAGUGCAUUUUCAUUGCAGGAAGAAGAAUCGGAGAAGAGACCACCAGGAACUGUUACAGAAGAUGGUGUGUUGUCUUUUCCUCCAUCCAAUAAAUAUAUAAGAAUUAAAAUGAUUGAAGAGUAUCUUUUAAGCUUGCCCUCUCCGCCAUCAGGAUCUGUUGAUGUGUGUGGGCCUCCAGAUUUUGCAAUGCUAUCAAUGCUUCAAGGACCAUCAACUGCAGGGGUGAAUAACAACAACCACACUACCAGCCUUGGAGAGAGACAGGAGAACGGGACAAGGUUUCCUUCCCUCCCCUCAUCACCGUGGGCGACAGUGGCAAGUCCUGGAAGCUCAUAUGCAUCACCAGUAUCUCCUGACUUAUACACACUGCCACCAACACCUGUCAGUCCCGAUCACAGAACUUUGUCCCCAGAUCCACCACGUCAGCCUAGCCCUUUCAUUUCAUUUUACCCUCAUACUUCAGCUUCUAUAGUUAACAGUAAAGACCCAUCGGUAAUUAACAGCGCAGACCCAGUGAUGCAUGAUGCUUUCCGAAGCCCUUCAGUGUCAUCCGAGGGCAGCACACACUCUGUGCAGUUAUCACAGACCAUGGCGUCUUCUCUGACCUCACCUUCUCAGACCUCCUCUGAAAGUGUUGCUGCUCCAUUGUCUCCCUUCGAUCUUGAAGCUGCCAGGCAAUUUGUUGCUGCUCCAUUGUCUCCCUUCGAUCUUGAAGCUGCCAGGCAAUUUGUUGCUGCUCCAUUGUCUCCCUUCGAUGUUGAAGCUGCCAGGCAAUGGUCACCUGCCUCAGACUGCUCAGAAGAUUCUCUGACCGAAGAGGACAUCAUUAAUUGUGCCAUUGGAGAGGACAAACAGUGGCGGCAAGAUGAAUAUGGUGACACGUAUCUUCACUAUCUUGUGACACUGAGGGAUGAAGCAGCAGCAGAGAAAUUGAAUGUUCUAUACAAUAAAAUCGGUCUGAAGGGUGUUAUCAACAGAUGCAAUAAAGAAACAGAGACUCCACUGUACAGUGCAGUAGAAAUGGGCAAGAGCAAGUUAACUCGGUUGCUGCUGACAUACGGAGCUGACGUGAAUAUGUACUGCCGCAAUAAAAGCAUGAACAUGGAACGUACUCCACUCCAUGUUGCUGUGGAGAAGGGCGACAUCGACAUUGUGAACAUUCUUCUGCAUUGUGAAAAGAUUAAUGUUGAUGCACCUCGGAGUCCUGACAACUACACACCACUAUUGGUGGCUCUGGAGAAGCACCAGCCAGGGCAUCCUGUUGAUGAUCGCUCAAAAAUAAUCAAGCUCCUUAUUGAGGCUGAUGCCAGCUUAUCAGCUAAGGAUGGGCGCUCCGGAAACACUGUGUUGAUGAUGGCUGUCGCCAGGAAAGAUGUGUCAGUGGUGCAGUUGAUUCUGGACACAGCUGGGGCAGUGGAGGCACGGGAGCUGGUCAGACAGCAGUCACUAUGUGGCAACUCUGCUCUUCAUGUGGCUGCAGGCUUGCAAAACAUUAACGAACGUUUGCAGCAACAGCUUUUCCAACUCCUUAUUAGAAGUGGAGGAGACACUGAACUAAAGAACAAUGAAGGAGACACACCAAAAAAUUUCAAUAGAAAUCUGUUAGCAAAGGCUGGAAAAAUGAAGUGAGACUCAAACAUUUCAAAGGUGGCAGCAUUCCAAGUCUACUUUUGUCAGGAUGUCUUACACAUAAUCUGGAUCAAUACGCUAAAAACCUGCAUAAUGUGAAAAAAACAGAUUGUGGAGGAGUACAGAUGGUGGGAUGACCUGCAGGAAACAUCAGAUGACAGGCAUGAAGGUGAUCUUGGCCAGAGUACACCCUCACCAUCAACACUGCCCCCCACUUGCCCAAACCAACGUAUAAACAUGAAACAACACUGACAGUUUAUAAAUAUUUUACCUUGCUAUGGUUUACCUCUUUACCAGCUUCAUCACAACAUAUAUCAGUGGGUAUAUUUGAUUAGAAUUCGAAAAGUUGAAAAAAAAGAAAAGACAGUGGAUAAAUGGAUAAAACUGCUGUCAGCUGGAUACCUCAUUCCCUUUGACCACAAAACAGAUUUGUAAUGCCUGGUCUUGAACUAAUUACACAAAGGAUCAGGUAAAAGCCUUGGUCGUUUGGAUUUUCAUGAAGUUUUAUGUGGGUUUUAUUAGAGAAACUUAAAAGAUUGCUUCAUAUGAACAAAAAAUUGAUGCUUUUAUUAUUUUGUUUAAUUUUGCUGAGACCUGGAGAAAUCCAGAAAUGUUUAGCUUAGUGGCACUACUUGAGACAUUUCUUUUUAUACGCAGGUUUACAUAUAAGUAAGGUAUUACAGAAACCCGGUGAAAGUGUGACUAGUUAUUGGUGAAAGCCUUGGGGUCUGUGCAGUUAACAGUGUACAGUUGAAGUGCCAUGAUGCCAUGAGAAUUUUUUUAAUGGUUAGUUUUCAGGAUAAUCAGCUUAUGUAAAAAUGUUUUGCCUAGAAUGGUGUAAGAAUGCCAAUAGAAACAGACUUUGGUUAUAAAUUCAGAUUUUAUAUACCAAAAAAUAUAUAAUAAUCAUAUCAUGUUUUUGCCUAAAGGACCUACAAAUGGUUAGGUUGCAAAUGUUGUUACCUUACUUGUUUUGACCUGCUAAGUGUUUGUUAAAUUCGCUUAAUAUAAUGCAUUGUUCUGAAGCACUAUAGUAAGUGAAAAAUGAUUUUGGGUGCUAAUUAUCAGCUAUUGAUAUCAAAUGUAAAUUAUCAUUAUUUCCACCUCCACACCUAACAUUUCAAUUUGGCUUAAGAAAUAGUAUUUUCUUUUUUUGUGAUAAUUGUAAAUGCUAAGGUAUCAUAAAACCUUUCGUUUCUUUUUAUUUACAUACAGAUCUGCACAAAAUUUAAUUUCCAGCACCAUCACUAUUUCAUAAACUUAAGACUGAGCAAAGAAAGGGUCUAAAAACUUGAAAGGCUUGCUCAAACUAAACCUGAACACAAGCUGCUCGCAGGUUAACAGACUUUGGUAAAGCCUCUAUUUCGUCAUAGACAUGCGUUAUUUUACAGUUCACGUGGAUUGAUCUAAAUUCUAACCUCUGGUGUCACUGAAGGUAGCAGCCAAUGUGAGAGGUCAGAGCACAUGCUAAUGAAGUAUUGCCUACUUGUGACAUGAGAAAUGCACUCAUUGAGGAGCUGAAAACUGCAAUAUUCAGAGACUUCUAUCAUUUGGUAAUCCUGUAUACUUAAUUCAUUUGACAAUUUUCCCCUUGGGUAACCCAAGUCAUAAAAUUAAUCUCAAAAAUUGCUAGCAGAAUAUGCAGUUAUUAGUCUUAUUAUUAAUGUAUACUUUCUGGUGUUUUUUUUUUUUUUUUCAAGUAAAUGAAAUGUGGCUAAAUUCAAGUUUGUAUUUCUGAUGUCACAGAGUGCUGCAGCCAAGGCAAAAAUUUUGAGCAUUUGCUAAUGAACCAUUGCCCAAUCUGUUAGUGGGCAUUUGUGAUGUCACAUGAAAUAGUCUUGACCUCUCUCCUAAACCAAAGUGAGAACUUUCUAAUGUUCAAAAGCUUGUGUCUUGUGAAUGCAACAUAAUUUUUUUCACUCUUAGAAGUUUGUUUUAAUCAACUAAACCCACUCAUUUGAAAACAGUUUUAGGGAACUGCCUAUACAAGGAUGUAAAAUGCUUAACUCUUCUCAUAUAGUUUGCACCCAUGAAUGUCUUCACAACUAUAGCUCAGUUGUGUUAGUGCACCUGUAUUGAACGAGGCAGCCAGACAAGUUUUGCUUUAUUGGUAUAGUUAUAAAGUUAUAUAAGCUGUGGUCCAACCUUCGGAGCAUUCCACUUACAUCAUGCAGCAUCUGGAUGUACAGUUGCCUUAUUCCAGAAUAUUGGUUUCGGAGACUGUAUAGUUAGACCUACCUGAAGAUUUCUUUUCCACCUGAAAGAUUUCAUGACAUGGGUUUUGGGUGGGUUUUUUUUUAAAGAAAGUUUGCUCCAGAGCAUAACUGGAUCAACUGUAUCAGAUAAUCCCACCAAUAAUGUGAUUUUCUUUCAAAUAAAAAAACAUGGUGUUAUUCUAAUAUGCUGCAGUAAAA